AUGGCGGAGCACGGCAUCAAUCUGCAACUGGAAAAUGAGAAAGAAAAAGACUACGGCGUGUUAUUGUACUACAAGUACACUUCAAUCCCUGACCUCCAAAGCCUUUUCGAUUUCUACAGUGCAAACUGCACCUCACUCUCUCUCCUAGGCCGUGUUCGCCUCUCCUCUCACGGCGUCAAUGUCACUGUUGGCGGGAGAUUGAGGGCAUUGGAAGAGCACAUUGAGGCGGUGAAAUCUAAUGCUUUGUUUGAAGGGACGGAUUUCAAACUCGCAUCUUGCUUGGAGCCGUUGAACGAUCAAGUGGCUAAAGAGUGCGGCUUCACUUCUCUCUCUAUCCGGAUAGUUAAGGAAUUGGUGACUUUAAGUUCUCAUCCCCUGUUAAAGUCCCCAGAAAUUUCAAAUGCUGGGAGGCAUCUGUCGGCAGCUGAGUUUCAUUCCAUCCUUCAGAGUGCUGGGAAAUGCCAAGAUGAAAAUUCUAGCUGUGACAAAAAGUUGAUACUAUUAGAUGCAAGAAACUUGUACGAGACUAGAAUUGGAAAAUUUGAGACUCCAGAUGUCAAAACGUUGGAUCCCGAAAUUAGACAGUACAGUGACCUGCCCUCCUGGAUAGACAACAAUUCUGAGAAAUUACGAGGAAACAAUAUCCUUAUGUACUGUACUGGAGGAAUUAGAUGUGAAAUGGCAUCAGCCUACAUCAGAUCUAAAGGUGCUGGUUUUGAAAAUGUUUUUCAGUUAUAUGGUGGGAUUCAAAGAUAUAUGGAACAAUUUCCAGACGGAGGCUUUUUUAAAGGGAAGAACUUUGUUUUUGACCAUCGGGUUUCAGUUGGGAGCUUAGAUUCUAAGAUCUUGGGGUCUUGCCUCCUAUGUGGUAUCCCAUUUGAUGACUACACUUCACGUUGCCGGUGUAUUCACUGUAGAAUGCUAGUGUUGAUCUGUGAUGGUUGUCGGGAAAUAAGUUCUUCCUAUGUUUGCGAGUUGUGCCAGAAAAAUGGCAAGCCUCUUUGCCCCAUUUCUGUUGUAGACUAUAUGUCAGAAGAGGAAUUUCAUGAUCAUAAUAUAAGCACGGAUCAACCCACACGGGCUGGAGGUGAACAUCAUCUAACCACGACUAAGCCAACUCGAAAACUCCGAAUCCUAUGCUUGCACGGCUUCCGACAAAAUGCAUCAAGCUUCAAGGGACGGACAGCAUCAUUUGCUAAGAAACUCAAAAACAUUGCAGAAUUUGUUUUUCUCGAUGGCCCACAUGAACUACCCUUCAUCUACCAACAUCAAAACAACCCACCCAAUAACCAUUGCAACAAAAAAUUUGCAUGGCUGGUUUCUGCAGAUUAUGAUAGCAAUUCUAAUAAUCCCGAAUGGAAAAUGGCUGAAACCCCAUUCGACUCUCUCCAGUACCAGCAGCAAACCUCGGGGUUUGAUAAAUCGAUUGAUUAUUUAAAGACAGUAUUUUCUCGAGAAGGGCCGUUUGACGGGAUAUUGGGGUUCUCACAAGGAGCUGCUAUGGCUGCAUUGGUGAGUGCAUGCAAGGAGAAACUCAAGGGAGGCGUAGAUUUUAGGUUUGUGAUUUUAUGCUCGGGUUUUGCUGUUAAUAUGGAAGAGUUUGCCCCGGAGGGGUCGAUUAACUGUCCUUCCCUUCACAUUUUUGGUAAUAAAGAUGGUAGAGACAGGCAGAUAGAUUGUCGAGCAAGUAGGCACCUUGCUUCGUUUUUUGAGAAAGGAUGUUCGGUUGUUGUUGAACACGACCUCGGGCAUAUUAUCCCAACACGGUCGCCAUAUAUUGAAGUGAUCAGAGAUUUUCUUGGUCGGUUUCUGUAG
Striga hermonthica is the source of this 1815-nucleotide messenger RNA. Lineage: Eukaryota; Viridiplantae; Streptophyta; Magnoliopsida; Lamiales; Orobanchaceae. The record is from the annotation of a GenBank genome assembly.